This is a messenger RNA of Zingiber officinale, 3422 nucleotides long. Its product is annotated as phospholipase SGR2-like. NCBI's taxonomy places the organism in Eukaryota, Viridiplantae, Streptophyta, Magnoliopsida, Zingiberales, Zingiberaceae. The record is from RefSeq and is a predicted model, not a curated record. The transcript has 24 exons. Gene Ontology annotation, cellular component: cytoplasm. Gene Ontology annotation, molecular function: glycerophospholipase activity; metal ion binding. The coding region runs from base 294 to 3119 and encodes 941 amino acids.
AGAAAGUUAGGAACGCAGGUGCAAGCCACUGCGGGACCCUCCGUAACUGCCCCGUUUAUUCCCUCGCCACCGCAGCGUUCUCCUUCCCAAAUUCGACCACGGCCAUAGCCCCACGCAUCCUCCGCCGCUGCUUCUUCCUCCUCCCUUCCCUUGCUACCAACCCUAAUACACCAACACCUUCUUCUCUCUCACGUCAAAAUCUCAGCUUUCAAUUUCGAGGUCGCAUGAUCGAGCCAUCAAAGAAGGCCGCCCUAGUUAUAGAUCUUUGCCUAAAAGUUGCUUAGUAUUUGGUAAUGGCAAAUGCUGAAGUAACUAGCGCUGUAGAAAGUGCCAAUGAAGAUAUUCCUUUGUUCUCGGAUAUUUCUGGUUAUAAUCAGGUUGAGGAGAUUUCACCGGAUUUGUUGAAGAAUACGCCAUCAAACAUUGCCAAACUGGAAGAUGCAAUUGAACAUUGCAAGGCCCACCAGAAGUAUCUUGCAUGCACGAAGAGCCCUUCCGAUGGGGAUGAUGUCCGUUGGUACUUUUGCAAAGUGCCUCUCGCAGAAAAGGAGCUUGCCGCUUCAGUUCCUAGAACAGAAAUUAUCGGAAAGAGUGAUUAUUUCCGAUUCAGUAAGAGGGAUUCUCUUGCACUAGAGGCUUCUUUCUUGCAGAUGGAGGAAGAAUUACUUGCACAUUGGUGGAAGGAAUAUGCAGAAUGUAGUGAGGGUCCAAGUGGACCUCAAACGACUAGUAGCUUAACUUUUGACUACAAAUAUGAUGAGUUGUAUGCUGUAGAGGAAGAGAGAGUAGGUGUCCCUGUAAAAGGUGGUCUUUAUGAGGUGGAUUUAACUAAGCGUCACUGUUUCCCUGUGUAUUGGAGUGGUGAGAACAGACGUGUUUUAAGAGGCCAUUGGUUUGCCCGUAAAGGUGGACUUGAUUGGCUUCCACUACGUGAGGAUGUUGCAGAACAACUAGAGUUGGCCUAUAAUUGUCGAGUAUGGCAUCGUCGCACGUUUCAACCUUCAGGUCAAUUUGCUGCUCGUAUUGAUUUGCAGGGCACAUCUCCAGGAUUGCAUGCACUUUUUACAGGAGAAAAUGAUUCUUGGGAAGCAUGGUUAGCUUUUGAGAACAUUGGCUUCUCUUUUGGAGGUGGUGCUGUGGUUAAACUAAGACGUGGUUUCUCAACUUCUGGAUCAGUGAGGCCUACUCAGGAUGAGCUUCGGCAGCAGAAAGAGGAAGAAAUGGAUGACUACUGUUCUCAGGUGCCAGUUGGUCACCUAGUUUUCAUGGUUCAUGGUAUUGGACAAAGAUUAGAGAAAGCAAAUUUGGUUGAUGAUGUUGGUGAUUUUCGUCGUAUAACAUCAAGUUUAGCUGAGAGACACUUAACUUCAUACCAAAAAAGCACCCAGAGGAUUCUAUUUAUUCCCUGCCAGUGGAGAAAGGGUUUGAAGCUGAGCGGCGAAAGUGCAGUUGAGAAAAUAACCUUGGAUGACGUUCGAGGUCUCCGCAUGACAUUGAGUGCCACAGUACACGAUGUUCUUUAUUACAUGAGUCCUAUCUAUUGUCAGGAUAUUAUUGAUUCGGUGUCUAAUCAAUUAAACCGACUAUAUUCAAAAUUUCUUAAGCGAAAUCCUGGUUAUGACGGAAAGGUUUCUUUAUAUGGUCACUCAUUAGGAAGUGUACUUUCUUAUGAUAUCCUUUGUCAUCAAGAGGGUUCUUCUGCACUGUAUUCUAUGGAUUCUGUACUUGUGAAAAGCGUAGGUGUCCCUAUAAAAGAGUCUAAGGUUGAUGCUUCUUAUCAGCCCACUGAACCUAAUGUUUCCAUGAGAUAUGAGAAUAACAGCACCAAAACAAGAUCCGCUUCAGAUCCAUAUAACACUGUUAAUUAUAGCACUCAAGAUCUUUCUGUCAGUGAAGAUAACAUUCAUGCUAAAGACCUGCAAGAGGUGUUUUCAGACAAUGAUGGUAUUAUGGAUCCUGAAGAGGAAUUUGAUGAUCUGGAUCAACUAUAUUUCAAGGGUGGGGAAAGUUCUACCACGGUUCUAACACCUAGUGUGGAUUCAGAUGAUGCUGCAGUCAGAGAUGGUAGGUCUCAAACCGAAGACAAAGCUGAUAAGGACAAAAUAAUCAUUCUCCUUGAGGAAGAGGUGAAGUCCCUUAGAAUGAAAAUCGCAGGAUUUGAAAAGAUUCAUCAGUCAGCAACUUACUUUAAGACCAACCCAAGGAAUCCUGCAAGCAAUGAAAUUUGUCAUGCCAAAGGAAAAUUAGUUGAAUCUAUUAGUCUAUCAUCUGGAACAUUGUCCAAGGAGGAAAAUGUUAAAACAAAGAGUUAUACACCUCUUAUCAAAUAUACCAAGCUUGAUUUUAAGGUUGAUACAUUUUUUGCUGUUGGAUCGCCUCUUGGUGUUUUCCUUGCCCUACGAAAUGUCCGCAUAGGAGUAGGCAGGGGACAAGACUAUUGGAAGGACGAAACAAUAAUUGAAGAAAUUCCUGCCUGCAGACAAAUGUUGAACAUUUUUCAUCCUUUUGAUCCUGUAGCAUACAGAGUAGAACCAUUGAUCUGCAAGGAGUACAUUUGCAAGCGUCCUGUUAUUAUUCCUUAUCAUAGGGGUGGGAAACGGUUGCAUACUGGGUUUCAGGAGUUCACAGAAGAAAUAGCUUCGCAUUCUAGAACUUUGAAGAGUCAAAUAAAUUCUCUGACGGUUAACAUAGCCAGCAUGUUUCAACCACAGAACAAGGAUAACAAUGAAGGCACCUUAGACGCAUUCAAAGAAAAAGAGAGAUCAUACGGUUCCUUCAUGAUUGAAAAACUAACUGGCAAUGAAGAUGGUCGAGUUGAUCAUGCUCUCCAAGAUAUAACAUUUCGGCAUCCAUACCUAUCAGUUAUGAAGUCACACACUAAUUACUGGCGUGAUAAGGACACUGCUCUUUUUAUUUUAAAUCAUUUAUAUCGUGAUAUUCCUGAAGAGCCUUAUACAAGUAGUGGAGAGACAACUAAUCUAAGUGGUCCGAGCAGUCAAAGAGUGCCAACAAAAUUGUUCUACGAGCGAGAUAUCAUUGCUGAGGAGACCCCAUUGACAUUUUCUGACAGAUAUUCUAUUAAGGAAUUCUCAAGGGAAGUGAAGAAUGUUUCCAGAUAGUUCUUUGGCCUUUAUCUAUCAGUAAAAUGAAAGUAAACUCAAAAAGUAUGCGCCGAAGGCAUGUUCUUUAGCCCGAGGGUUGCGGAAGCCUUCUGUAUAAAUGCGUACCACUGAAUUGCCAUCCUUAAGUAGGUUAAUUUUGCUCUUUCUACGUUGUGUACGUAUACAUACAGUGAAUUUUCAUUUAUUUUCUUUAGUUUUAAACUGAAAAGUAUAGCAUUGUAUAAGAAUACACUACGGGAUGUAAUGCUUCGGUUUUAUUUUUUCAAUGGUAAUUAUGUCCGAGCAAUGUUUAUUAGUUAA